UCACUGUGCGACGGAGACACCCUCGCUUAUGGCACGCUCCCGUUAGGCGAUACGUAGAGGUCAUUAUAAAUUAUAGCAGGUGCAAACUUUGAAAAAGCGAUUAAAACACUAAAUAUAAGGAAAGAUGGUGUUCCUGACUAUAGCCUGCUGGAUUCGUAGCCGUGGUCCAGAUCGCUGGUGGAGGGUACAAGAAGUGCUGAAGCAUGCACGGCACUUUCGAGGUAGGAAGAACCGUUGUUUCACACUGGCCGUGAGGGCUGUACGGAGGGCAUUCGUUUAUGCAACCAAGGCCCGCCCGAAAAAACGGCGUCUUAUGAGAAGGCUGUGGAUUUCCCGUAUUGCUGCUGGUACCCGGGAACAUGGGAUGAAAUAUCCAGUUCUGAUUAGCAAUCUGGUAAAGACCAACGUUCAGGUGAACAGGCGGAUGCUGUGUGAUCUGGCUGUAACCGAGCCACGGACAUUCCAGUCGCUUGUGGCUCUGGCUAAGGCGCGCCGGGAGGAGGGAUUCCGUGCCGCGCUCGGCGAUGGCAAAGAGCCCCCGGGCAUCUUCUCCCGCAUUGUUCAUUCACACUGA
Messenger RNA from Paramormyrops kingsleyae, 574 nucleotides. RefSeq names its product mitochondrial ribosomal protein L20 (gene mrpl20). Gene Ontology annotation, cellular component: ribosome. Gene Ontology annotation, molecular function: rRNA binding; structural constituent of ribosome. Gene Ontology annotation, biological process: translation. NCBI's taxonomy places the organism in Eukaryota, Metazoa, Chordata, Actinopteri, Osteoglossiformes, Mormyridae. The record is from RefSeq and is a predicted model, not a curated record.